Messenger RNA from Austrofundulus limnaeus, 1331 nucleotides. RefSeq names its product P2Y purinoceptor 14. The record is from RefSeq and is a predicted model, not a curated record. Bases 144 to 1181 code for a protein of 345 amino acids. Gene Ontology annotation, cellular component: membrane. The transcript has a single exon. Gene Ontology annotation, molecular function: G protein-coupled purinergic nucleotide receptor activity. Lineage: Eukaryota; Metazoa; Chordata; Actinopteri; Cyprinodontiformes; Rivulidae. Gene Ontology annotation, biological process: G protein-coupled receptor signaling pathway.
AUCCGCCCCAUGAUCCAUGRAGUCCAGUCCAGUCCCAUGGCCCCCUUGAAUGAAACAAUGUGUUUUGUAGACAUGGUACUUGAACACAGAAUCAUCUGGAUUAUUGGAUUUAUUUGGUCCUCUGGUGUUUUUUGUUUUCAGGUAUGGCUCAUCUGAARACCUCCCAAAUCCCCACCAACCAAUCAGACUUCAAAAACAUGUUCACCAUGCAGGUCCUGCCCCCACUCUACCUCAUCAUCUUCGUGGUGGGUCUGUGUCUCAACUGCCUGGCUGCUUGGAUCUUCUUCAGGGUGCCUGCGGAUUCAGGUCUGGUGGUCUACCUGAAGAARAUGGUGGUUGCUGACCUCCUCAUGCUGUCAUCCUACCCCUUCAAAGUGGUGGCUAACAUGGGAUUUGGGGGCUGGUACCUCCAAGCGAUCAUCUGCCGCUACACUGCCGUGCUCUUCUACUUCUCCAUGUACGUCGGGAUUCUCUUCAUCGGCUUUAUCAGCCUCGAGCGCUACGUUAAGGUGGUCCACCAGUCUCCAACAUUUGCCACCUCCUCCUGCUGGUCCAGAUACAACAGGGUGUCCCUGCUGCAGCUGAUGCAGAGGUCUAAAUAUGCACGGGUGCUGGCAUGUCUCACCUGGGGGCUCCUCCUCCUGUGCUGCCUACCCAACGUCAUCUUAACUCACUGGCCAGACAAUGRGAGGGAAGGCCUGAAGUGCAUGAAUCUGAAGAGUGAGCUGGGCAAGCAGUGGCACCAGGUGUCUUCCCUCUUCAGUGUGUCUCUGUUCUGGGUGACGAUGGUCUUUGUGGCCUACUCCUACACGUCCAUUGCCCACCAGGUGUGGAAGUCAUACCGCCGCGUGCGCCAAGACAACGGCGACAUCUGCCGCKGAUCCAACCGUAGCAUCUUCAGCAUCCUGGCGGUGUUCUUCAUCUGCUUCGUCCCAUACCACGUUUGUCGCGUGCCCUUCACUCUGAGCCAGAUGUCGAGGUCAGGCUUCAGCGAGGACACCAGGUUCCUGCUUUUCCAGAUCAAGGAGGGGACGCUGUUCCUGUCUGCGCUGAACGUCUGCCUCGACCCCAUAAUCUACUUUCUGAUGUGUCGGACCUUCAGAGAGUCACUGCUGAGGAAACUGUCAAGGAAGACAAAGAGGAGAUCCCUGACCACGGCUCAGAGUCUCAGCAACAUCUAGGAGGGGAGGACGCAGGACACAGGAGAGGAGAUAAGGACUGAGGAGACAGAAGAGGAGAUAAGGACUGAGGAGACAGGAGAGGAGAUAAGGACUGAGGAGACAGGAGAGGAGAUAAGGACUGAGGAGACAGGAGAGGAGAUAAGGACUGAG